Ilex paraguariensis (yerba mate) is the source of this 252-nucleotide messenger RNA. The record is from the annotation of a GenBank genome assembly. Lineage: Eukaryota; Viridiplantae; Streptophyta; Magnoliopsida; Aquifoliales; Aquifoliaceae.
AUGUUGAAGACAAGGAUGUUUGCAUGGGACUUAGCAUCUUCAUGUGUCAUUGAUGGGCCGAUCGCUGGAGCGCGUAACUACCUACUGGCAAACAAGUUUGCAAUUAGACAUUGCAUUGAUCCAUGUCCUUUGUUUGACAAAAUAAUGGAGGUUUUCAAUGACGUAUCCCCGGAAGAGCUGAUUGAAAGUGUGGGCUCCUGCUCGAGUAGUGAUCUAGCACACGACAUAGAUAUUAUCGAACUUUCUGAUUAA